GUAAUAUCGUGACGCCAUGAAAAAACGUCACUGAUAUUUUAUAGCAACGACGUCAAAUACAGCAGAUAAGCAAUUAGAAAAGUAAAAAAGAAAAAUCAUGAAAGCAUAAGAAGAAUUACAUGGAAUACAUAUUUGGUAAAAGACAACAAUUGAGAGGGUAUGGUAGGAAACGCACUCCCAAAAUGCCAGCUACAGAGACAUUGAAAGAUGGGGAGGGUUCCAGUGGUGACAGCCAUACCAGUAGUAACCCAUCCCUGGAAAACAUACACAAUGAUAAACUGUUUGUGGAGAGAUUUACCUCCCUUUACAAUAAUGAAAAGUUGAGUGAUAUCAUCCUUCAUGUUGGAGAUGAAAGAUUUUAUGCACAUAAAUUCAUGCUGAUUGUCUGCAGUGAGGUUUUUGAAGCAAUGUUGAAUGAGGAAAGAUGGAAGGAAGCCAGCCAACCAGAGAUCAAACUGACGGAGGAGGAGGAAUGUGUGCCAGUGUUCUCUCUCUUUCUCAGGUACAUUUAUACUGGUUCUGUAGGCCUGACAACUGACAACGUUUUGCCAAUCUUGCUCUUAGCUGACAAAUAUUGCAUCCCUGCUCUAAGUGUAGCUUGUGUAGAAUACAUGACCCGUCACAUCGUAGAAUCUCCAGACACCAAUCGAACCCUUUCUUGGUACCAGUACUCCAAGAUGACGGGAAACACCCUGCUAGUGGAUAAAUGCCGCAAGUUCAUCUUGUCAAAUUUCGAUAUUAUUCUGAAGACAGCAGACUGGAUGGAUCUUUCUAAGGAAGAGGUGAUUGAGUUUUUGUCGAGUAGCGAUCUGGUGGUGUCAAACGAGUUUGAUUUGUGGCUUAGAUCGGAGAAAUGGUUAACCAGUGAAAGUAAUAGGCACGCCAUUGCAGACAAUGUCAAGGACGUUGUUCCGCUGUUGAGGUUCAAAAUGAUUCAGCCAAAACAGUUGUUAGAGAUUGAGAAAUCUCAGUUGUACCAGGAUCACAAAGAGAUCUUUUCUGAGAAAAUAAAUGCUGCUUACCGCUAUCAUUCUCUCAUAAUGAACGAAGUGCACCAAAAUGUACGAGACGAGAUGUUCCGUAACUAUAUGUGUAAUGUUUAUGGCUUGUGUAUAGAUCUCACCUUACUUCAUUACAAUUAUGUGGAGAAAUACGAAAGCAAAAUCAGUCAUAAGGUAAAUAUCCCGGUUGACGUUGCAACAUCAAACCAAAGUUACAUGAAAGACGUCCAGUUUGAGGUCACUUUCUGGCCCAAAGGUCCCUUCAAAACAUUCAGUUGGUAUGGCUACUUAUCACCCAAUGCCACAAUGUCAGUGAAAAUGCUGUCGAGAAAUUUGUCAUCAGUACAAGCAUCAAUGUCGCUUAUUCUCUUUGGUAUCAAGAAUGGCAUCAAAUAUGUUGCCUUUUCAUACAAUAAUAGCCACAAGUUCACAGCAUCGUCCAGCGUGUUCACAGAAGAUAACGUUGUGCCACUGGAGCGCCUUACUGCGGAAAACUCUCCCUACAUCCUCCACGGCAACCUUGAAGCUAAACUGUUCUUAAAAAUACAGACUGUAGAGUGGGAUAAGGAGAACUAAUAUUUGAUAUUUAUUUGUACAUGUUUUUCUAUAAUUAUAUUCUAUGUGUUAAGCUUUAUGUGCAAUAUUUGAAAAUGCUUACUGAAGCAGUUUAUAGACUUUUUUUAUAUGAAAUACAUCAAAAUUAUAUUAUUGGCAUUAUUUAGUGAUAAAAUUGUUUAGGUUAAUUCUGUUCCCUUACUGCUGGUUUUUUUCAUAUAUGGCAAUUGCUGUGUAAUUUAGUAUCUGGUCUUUAAAAAACAUAUUUUUAUGUUAACAAAUACAAAGUCAUAAAAACUGCAUUUAUACAUAAGUGAUGAAAGUAUAGUUUGUUUUUCCCACAAUGUUUGUUAGUUUGACUACCAAGUUUCUUUCUGCUAUUUAUACAUGUUAUUUGAUGUUUUUACAUUAAUCGCUUUACAUAUAUUAUACAUAUCAGUAUCA
Molecule: messenger RNA, 2000 nt
Organism: Mercenaria mercenaria
Lineage: Eukaryota; Metazoa; Mollusca; Bivalvia; Venerida; Veneridae
Product: BTB/POZ domain-containing protein 17-like
Exons: 4
Coding region: 120-1577 (485 amino acids)
Molecular function (GO): protein binding
Source: RefSeq, a predicted model, not a curated record